Molecule: messenger RNA, 3798 nt
Organism: Camelus dromedarius (Arabian camel)
Lineage: Eukaryota; Metazoa; Chordata; Mammalia; Artiodactyla; Camelidae
Gene: ADGRA1
Product: adhesion G protein-coupled receptor A1
Exons: 7
Coding region: 566-2269 (567 amino acids)
Biological process (GO): cell surface receptor signaling pathway; G protein-coupled receptor signaling pathway
Cellular component (GO): plasma membrane; glutamatergic synapse; postsynaptic density
Molecular function (GO): G protein-coupled receptor activity
Source: RefSeq, a predicted model, not a curated record
CCUCGCCGCACCAUCAGCGCCUCCCCCAUCCCCAUGGUUACGGCUCCUGCUUCCGACCGUCCCUCGUCCCCGACCGUCGCCGCCCGCGGGAGCAGGCGCAGCGGCCGCUGGCAGUCCUCACGCAGAGUUCGGGAAGCUGCCUGCUGAGAAUUGCACUGAAUGUCGGCUGCUCCUGGCUCUGACUCAUCCUCCGGGGUGCAGAGCCCCGGCCGGCGCUGGGCUGCGGUCCUGCAAUCUGUUGAUAACUCCACUUGCAGGCUCCAGAGCGCUGCCUCUGGGAUGGAAAACUGCUCCCCAGACCCGAGAACUCACCGCGGCUCGCCGCCAACGGGAGGCACAGGACCGUGGCCACUCCAGCUGUUUUCACCAAAAUAGAUGGGGGCGGCCUCUCCACCCUUGCCCGCCCCACCGCGGUCGCCAGGGGCUCGUCCCCGUGGCCACUGUUCGGGACCUUGACCUUCCAGACAGCCAUGGAAGCUGGCGGGGAGAAGGGUGCAACAUAAUCGGCCGGGCGGGCGGCGCCACCUCCACCCUCUGCUCACACCUCAGUGACUUCUCUGUGCUCAUGGAUCUGAGGGCCGUCCUCUCCCUGCCCCAGGCCCCCGGGGAGUUCCUGCACCCCGUGGUGUACGCCUGCACCGCCGUCAUGCUGCUCUGCCUGCUGGCCUCUGCCGCCACCUACGUCCUUCACCGCAGUGCUAUCCGGAUCAGCCGGAAAGGCCGGCACGCGCUCCUGAACUUCUGCUUCCACGCGGCUCUGACCUUCUCAGUGUUCGCCGGCGGCAUCAACCGCACCAAGCACCCCACCGUGUGCCAGGCGGUGGGCAUCGUGCUGCACUACUCCACGCUGUCCACCAUGCUGUGGAUCGGAGUCACUGCCAGGAACAUCUACAAGCAGGUGACCAAGAAGGCCCCCCUGUGCCCGGGGACAGACCAGCCACCGUACCCCAAGCAGCCCCUGCUCAGGCUCUACCUCAUCAGUGGAGGGGCUCCUUCCAUCAUCUGCGGCGUCACGGCUGCCACGAGCAUCAGGAACUACGGGACGGAGAGCGUGGAUGCUGCAUACUGCUGGAUGGCCUGGGAGCCCAGCCUGGGUGCUUUCUACGGGCCGGCGGCCUUCAUCGCCCUGGUCACCUGCGUGUACUUCCUCGGCACAUACGUCCAGCUGCGGCGCCACCCAGAGCGCAGAUACGAGCUCCGGGAACGGGCAGAGGAGCAGCAGCGGCUGGCGGGGCCAGAGGUGGCCCAGAGCCCCGGGGCCCCGCCUGGCUCGCCGCCUGCCCGCGCCACCCUGGCCGCCUCGCUGCUGCAGAACGAGCACUCGUUCAAGGCCCAGCUGCGGGCCGCCGCCUUCACACUGUUCCUGUUCGUGGCCACGUGGACCUUCGGGGCACUGGCAGUGUCGCAAGGCCACUUCCUGGACAUGGUCUUCAGCUGUCUGUAUGGCGCCUUCUGCGUGACUCUGGGGCUGUUCGUGCUCAUCCACCACUGUGCCAAGCGGGACGAUGUGUGGCACUGCUGGUGGUCCUGCUGCCCCUCCCGCAGGGACCCUCACUCAGCAAAGCUCGGCACCCGCCCCGCACUUGAUGCCAACGGGGACGUGCUGGGCCACGCGGCCUGCCUGCCGGACUCACCGUGCCCCGGCAAGCCACUUGGCUUCGGCCACCCCCAGGCCAGCCACUGCAAGAUGACCAACCUGCAGGCCACCCAAAGCCAUGUCAGCUGCCUGUCCCCGGCCACGCCCUGCUGCGCCAAGAUGCACUGCGAGCAGCUGAUGGAGGACACGGGCCAUAUCCACGUGCACGAGGAGGAUGCCUUCGGGCACGACUCGCACCUGCACAGGUGCCCCCAGGGCAGAACUAAGCCGCACUACUUCAGCCAGCACCAGGCAGCCGAGCAGGAGUAUGCCUACCACAUCCCGUCCAGCCUGGACGGCAGCCCCCGCAGCUCCCGCACGGACAGCCCCCCCAGCUCGCUCGAGGGCCCAGUGGGGCCCCACUCACUGGCCUGCUGCGCCCAGGGAGACCCCUUCCCCUUGGUCACCCAGCCUGAGGGCAGCGACGCCAGCCCCGUGGUCUAUGGCUGCCCCCCGCGGCUUGGCAGGGAGGUGGCCCAUGGCCCUGGUCACUUCGAGAUGCUCCGGAGGACGCAGUCCCUGCCCUUCGGGGGCCCUGGCCAGAACGGGCUGGUCAAGGGGGACAUGCCCUACGGCUCCGACAGCACCGGCAACAUCCGCACGGGGCCCUGGAGGAACGAGACCACGGUGUAGCGGGCAGCCGGGCACCGUCGCCCAUGUGGCCGCGCACACACGCACCGGGCGUGCUUCAGUGCAGCGUCAGGACCUCUGCCGCACGAGGGGGCAGGGGGUCACUACCGGACCGAGCUUUGGCGGUACCCCACUGACCCCUUCAGCAGGAAGGACUGGAGCAGAAAGACACUUUGGGCCACAUCUGCAUCCACGGACCUGAGGUCAGACCAGCGUCCACAUCCAGACACCUGCCUGCCAUCCUGCCAUGCCUGGUCCCCGGGGGGGCAGCCCAGGGACGGACCGGGCAGGGAUUCUACCAAGGGAGCAGCCCUCAGCACCCGCGUGGCCCGCGCAGCCUAGCGGGCAUCCCACCCACCCUGCCGCCUGCCCACGGCAGGAGGUGCCACCAACAUUUUCUAGUGUUUCGUGUGUGUGUUGUUAAGUCUUGUUCCUGGGGGCAGACAGCCUGCCGGUCAGUCCAGAGCACUCUGGGCAGUUGCCAUGAGCCCCUCCGCUGUCGUGGGGACUCGCGUCAGCUCCCUGCCCUGCACUGGCUCCAACCUCAGCCCAGUCUGGGAUGCAGCCACGCUCCGAGAGACCGUCGGCGACCCGAGGCCUUUCCAGGGCCAGCGGGGGCCUGAAGGGUCGCGCCUUCGAAAUGCCCAGAUGUCCUUUAAUAUAGACUCAGCUUGCAACGCCAGCGUCUGCCAGGACUGGUCCCGCCUCCCAACAGGGGUGUUUGGGAACAGCUCUGUUCCCUGCCACAGAGAGGCGCUGGCAUUACUGUGACCCUCCAGGCACAAAACCGUGAGUCGGAGGACAGAUGUCAAUCAUAGAUCCUUCUGCGACAGCAAGUGGCACAUCCCUCGGGAGGGGGUCCGUGCGUCCCCACGGAGGCAGAGCCCAGACAUCCGGGGGACGUGCGUGUGAGCCCGGCAGUCAUUCCUCCCUCCUCCCUCCCGCCCUCCCUCCUUGGGUCUGUGGCACAUGUGCACCCACACGCAUGCACACGCACACAUGUGUUGGUGCACAUGCCACAUACAUGUGUGCGGGUGGUGCUCACGUGCACAGCACACACCACGCGCGUCACACGCAUCACCCGUGGACACACGUCUGCUGCACACGGCACAGGUGCACGUGCAGGGUGGUGUGUUGUCCAGCCACCCGAGGGCCAGGCUUUCUUCGCCCUGUGCAGCCUGGUCCCCAGGACUUGUCAGCAGCUGUGUCUGGUCUGGGGGGGGCCCCAGUGGGAGGAGGCCCUUCCUCAUGCGCCUGGGGUGGGCGGCAUGUCAGCCGUCCCCGGGCUGACUCUCAGUAUCUGGGCACAGGAGCCUGGUUUCCUGACAGUGAGGUUGUAAUAGACCACGGUGCCUGGGGCCUGCCCCGAAUCCCGUGUGUCCUCACAGGUCAAGCUGACAGCAGCUGACAGCACCGGCCCCCGUCCAGCCUGCUCACCUGCUUCCAUGGCUGGUACAAACCAGAGACCCGGGGCGUGCUGGGUUCUCACUGUAGACACAGAACUGUCCAUGAAAUACAGUAUUUUCAUCGUU